AUGCGUUUUCAACUCGCCCACAUCUUCUGCUUGCUCGGAGCUGCUGAGUCUCUCGCUAUCGGUGCCCCCGAGAAAGACUACGCCCUACUCGACUCCAGGGACGUCUCCGCCCCACUCGACCGCCGCACCGACAUUGAAGUCGCCGCCGGUUUCGUCAGCAACGGCGGAACCGCCACCCUAGCCAUCGUCUCCAUUGCCAACUACCUCGCCGUCUACAUCAAAGGCCAAUCCGAUGUCAACAGCUGCUCCGUGAUCUCUGGCAACGUCGACGGCGCUGUGUGGCAGUACUACGCGACUACCUCGGGCCCGAAGUGCGACACAACUUCGGAGACGAAGACGAUUAGGAAUGCGGUUGAGCGCGAACUCAAGUGGAUGCAGGCAAAUGGGUAUGAUGCUGCUUGCUUUAAGAUGGACCAUGGGGGUACUUGGGAGGGACAUCUCAAGAUUGCAUUGAAUGGGAAGCCGAUUGCGAGUGACACGCAGUGCAAUGCUGCGAAGUUUGUUAAUUUGUAG
Molecule: messenger RNA, 513 nt
Organism: Alternaria arbusti
Lineage: Eukaryota; Fungi; Ascomycota; Dothideomycetes; Pleosporales; Pleosporaceae
Exons: 2
Coding region: 1-513 (170 amino acids)
Source: RefSeq, a predicted model, not a curated record